AAUGACGCCCCCAAACGCCAUUUUUCCUACAGCACGCAGAGGCAGCGUCAGACUGUCCCAGAAAAAGACUCUGUUUGUAUAACUAACGUUAUCCAUAAGAGACAACUACCUGUUUGGGGUAAUGCGAUGUAAAAGCCGGGGAAACGCUGCCACACUGUCAAAUAUAUCACAAUCUGUAACUCCGUACACUGGGUCAAACAUUUAACUACUGUUUUGUAUCUCUCGAAUCUACCGGGCUGAAGACAGCUAUGGGUGGGCUAGGGAACGGGCGUCGUGGAGGAAGAUCACCCCCUCUAAUGAUUGGUGCUCUAAUUGCUUGUAUCCUGGUUCUGGGUUUUAACUACUGGGUCUCCAGCUCUCGCAACCUGGACCUACAGACUAAGUUGUAUGAGUUGGAGGGCCAGGUGCGACAUGGAGCAGCAGAGCGAGGUGCAGCAGAGCUGAAGAAGCAUGAGUUCCAGGAGGAGAUCCAGAGCCAGAAAGAGCAGAUCAGCCACUUAGAAAGCCUCUAUAAGAGACAGUUGGAAGGAGCUCAGAACACCUGCAGCCAAGAGAAGGUCACAAUGCAGAAGAACAUUUCUUCAAGUACUAAAACCAUAGAGGAACUUAAAGGUCAGUUGAAUCGACUAAAUGAUGAGCUGGGGAAGCAACAGAAGGAGCUGCAGAGUUGCCAAGGCAACAUCAACACCCUUAACAACAAACUCGCAUAUGACAAGACCCAUUGCAACUCCCCUGAAGUUCCAAAAAAAAUGGAGAAGCUCAUGCCACCUCAAGGUGCCUCCUCACAUGAACAUGCAAUGAUUGAAGCAGCAAAAGAGGGUGGACAUGUCAUGACUGGGGCUGAUGCAGUUAAGACAGCCACCGUUUCGAGCCACACCCCAAGCGCCUCUCAGCCUAAAGGAAAUGAGCCAUCUGAACUACUGACCAACGAAAUCACCGUAGGCAAAGGUCCCGAUGCCCUUGUGGAUCUGCCUCCAGCAAUAGAUCUCUCUAAAGUACAGUCCCAGUCUGUUCCCUUGAGUGCCGAAGACAAGCAGGACAUUUUGCAGCCACCAGAGGGAGCUGUGAAAACACAGGAGGGUGAGGCAGAGCCCAUUGAACCUUUGAAAAAUAACCUGACUGAGGAGAAAGACAUGCAAGUGAUUGAUGCUCACGAAGAAGAAACUCCAACAGAAGCAGAUCCUGGGAUGGAAGAUAUGUUGAUUGGCCAAGGGAAGGCAGAUGAUACUCCUAUUGGUCUGAAACUGGAUGGGUACGACGCAGACGAGCAAGUAGUGGGGGAAGCCAAUUUUGAGAAACAGCAGAAUAAACAGGAUGAAAAUAUAGACAAGGACAUGGAGGCGGAGCUGGCCGACUAUAACGGGGAUGAUGAGAAUGAAGGGGAGUAUGAAGCAGACAAACAAGCUGAACUUGCUCAGAACUAAGGCCUGGACUUAGAGAACAAUGCUGCACACUACGUCAGGAAGCAGCAGCAGCACACAGGAGUAGUUGCUGAGAGACGGACAGGAAACAAGGGAGACAGAGGGACAUAGCUCAGCAGUCAGACUUGAUCUGCCGAGAUGUGGUGCACACUCUGUGCCUCGGCAUAUGGUGUGCCGCACCGUAACCAUCUGGCUACUGGGGCGACCCCCAGUUUUUAAGUGGAUUUUGCUACAGACACAUUGUUACUCACUGUAUUUGCCAUAAUCUUCAUAAUGCAUUGAAUUAUCAACAAUUUCCCAGAGUGCCAUUAUUUGCCUAUCUGUUUCUGUGCGAUUAAAUACAGUUGGUGUUUAAACAGCUGCUGUCCGCCUGGUCCUUACAAGGGCAGGUGCACGGGAGAGAACCUUAACUUUGAUCACUGCAAGGUCUCCUUCCCUUUUCAUUUCCAGCUUCCUCUACUCAAGCUGUUUUUGUGUUUAUCAUUUCAGUUGGCCUGCCAGACAUGAUGUAGUCCCAGAGAAAUAAUUCUAUAUAUAAGUAAAGAAAGGUCUGAGGUGUCCUAACAUGAUGAAUUUUAGCAGUGUCUACAGUGAUACAAUAGAUGAGCCUUAUAGACGUGAUUUGAAGAUGUAGCAAAAAAAGAGUUUUGACCUAAACGUUCACUGUAGUUCAUAGUUGAAUCUCAUGAACGUUGCUUCAUACUUCAUACAUUUUCUUAACCAGUGUAAAACCUUUUUUUUUUAAACAUUAGCUUUUAAUCAAAAGGUAAAAUAAGCUGGCACAGUACACCACCUUUUCUUGUAAAAUUUGCAUGUUAUUGGAGGUCUUGACUGGGAUUUAAAAUGCAUCUUGUGUGUGUGCAAGAUGAACCACAUGAAUAAUAAUAAUAAUAAUAAUAAAAAAAGUAUCAAUUGGGUAAGUUUUCCUUGGAGUGACACAAACUAAAACAUGGUGGUGAUUUGUGAUUUAUAAUUUGUCUUUUUUCAACUUUGAUCCAAAGCAGUAUCAAAAUCUGGGCCUCAAACUGAUGAUACAAAUAUAGAAUAGGAGUGCCAAUGAAGAGAAGUCACAGGAGCAGCGUGGUCCAUAUUAUUUGAAAGACAAUUAGAAGGAAAUUCUUUGUCAACAGACAAAGAUUAUCUUUUGCAGGAACAUCAGCCCCAACAGCACAGCGAGUGUCUAAACCAUUCUACGUCAGCAUUCCUGUUCAAAGUAAUGAACGUAAACCCUUUAGUCACCCUUCUGGGUAGUUUUGCAGGGGAAAUGUUGUUCCAGCAACAUUUUUAUUAUGUCAUUUUAUUUUCAAAGUUGCUUUUAUUCUUUGUCAGGCACUGCAGAGCUUGUAUACAGUAACUGCUUUGUUUUGUCUAUUUGUGUGAAAAUUUACAUUUUUUGAGGUAGGAGUCAUGUACCUGUAGAUAAAGGGUAUGAUUUUUAUAAAUUGGAUAGUUGUUUUUAUUAUUU
This is a messenger RNA of Monopterus albus (swamp eel), 2886 nucleotides long. It is a transcript of the gene golm1, whose product is annotated as golgi membrane protein 1. The coding region runs from base 249 to 1424 and encodes 391 amino acids. The record is from RefSeq and is a predicted model, not a curated record. The transcript is spliced from 12 exons. Lineage: Eukaryota; Metazoa; Chordata; Actinopteri; Synbranchiformes; Synbranchidae. Gene Ontology annotation, cellular component: Golgi apparatus.